This is a messenger RNA of Calidris pugnax (ruff), 6396 nucleotides long. RefSeq names its product leucine-rich repeats and IQ motif containing 1 (gene LRRIQ1). The record is from RefSeq and is a predicted model, not a curated record. NCBI's taxonomy places the organism in Eukaryota, Metazoa, Chordata, Aves, Charadriiformes, Scolopacidae. The transcript is spliced from 26 exons. Bases 37 to 4644 code for a protein of 1535 amino acids. Gene Ontology annotation, molecular function: protein binding.
AGUUUUGAAAGCAGAUAAGACACUGUGGGAAGUAGAAUGUCAGAAGAUAUUGAAGGAAUUGAAAAAGAAAUAGAAAUUGAAUUAAGUAGAAUCAGUGUUUCUUCCCUUGAAGCAGAUGAUCCUGACACAGAGGUAUCAGAAACUUUGAGUGACAGUGAGACGAUUUCAGAUGACUUACCAGAAUCGGUUCUCUCCUAUUUAAACUUUAUAAAGAGCAGAAAUCAAGAUGCUGAAAAGCUUAUACUGCAAGCCUUAGAAGAUGAGGAAACUACAAGUAACAUUUAUGGAGUAGUUUCUUGCCAUACUUCAGAUUACUUGGCAGAAUUGGCUUCUGAAUAUAAUGAAGAUCCAGAACAAUUUAAAAAAAAGGUACUAUUUGAAAUUGAAAAUGAAGACUUGCAGAUUGCUACAGUACCUAGUUAUAAUAGUCAGGCCUCCAACGAUGCAGUGGUCGCUGAUGACCCUUUUGUUACAGCUGAUGCUGAAAUGAGCAUAAGCCUUACUCACUGUGAAAUAGAAGAAAAGUGUAGGCGAGAAUUGGAGCAGUGGGAGAAAAGACAAAAGGAUCUUGAAGAUGAAAAGAGGGAAAAGUGGAAAGCUGAGAGGGAAGCACAGGAAAAGCAGAAUGAAGAGGAACACGCAAGAAGGGUGCAGCGUCUGGAGGAAUUUGAGGCUGAAAGAAUAAAAUUAGAGCUUCUUCAUAAGAAACGGCAAACUGUGAUGGAAGAUGAGUUACAGAAAGAAAAGAAAGCUUGGAGAGACAAAAUAAUGCAACGUAAGGAAUUGAUCAUGAAGCUACAGUUGCAAAUGGAAGAGGAAAAAAAGGCAUUGGAAGAGCAGAAAGUAGAAGAAAAGCAACAUCUGGCAGAACAACAGAAUACAGCAGCUGUGAAAAUCCAAGCUAGAUUUAGAUCAUUUUUAGUCCAUAAAAAAUAUGCUCCCAUCUUAAAGGAAUGGAAGGAUGAAAUAAAAAAGAAGCAGAAAAUACUAGGAGAAAUAGAGAGAGAAAUGAAAGAAAAAGAGGAAAAAAGGAAUAGGCGAAUGGAAGAAAAGAGGCAAAAGAAAGAAGAGGAAAAAAAGACACAAGAAGAACUUGAAAGACAGGAAUAUUUGGAACAGGUAAGGAGGCGUGAGGAAUAUGAGAAAAAGAAAGAAAGCCUGAAACUUGAAAAACAGCUGCAAAUAAGAAGAGAAGAACAGAGAAAACUAGGAGAAAAAAGAGCAAAAGCUGUGAUGAGUGAAAGUGGAGAAAACAACAAAGAAGAUAUAAAAAAGGAUAAGCAGACAGAAAAUACAAAAGUAAUGAGAGAACAGAAGGAGGAACUAAAUAAACAAGUAAAGGAACAAAAGGAAAAACAGACUGAAAUGAUGCAUGAAACAAAUAAUUGGACAAUUCCAGCUGAAAGAAAUUUGACACCACCAAAUAUGCUAGGCUCUGAGAAAAAGGAGCACUCUUCUCAAGUAAAUAAUAAGAACAUAUACAUGAAUUCAGUAACACAUGUAGAAGAAAAUUCCUCACAAACUAAAGAGCUUAAUAAAGCUCAAAAUAAUCAUACAUCAAGGGAUGAAUCUGUUAAUUUUGGAGCUAAUGACAUGGUAGAAAAUAAAACAAACAACAUAUGCAGCAGUUCACCAAAUGUCCAGCCAAAUGCUAGUAAUAGAGAAGUCAAAGAUCAAUUUUCUCAGUCUGAAACAAUGGAGAAAGCUGUGUUUCUAAUGGAAAGUGCUAAUGAGGAAGUCAGAGAGUCCUGGGACAGAAUUCAAGAUUUAGCUGACUGUUCCAGUAGACUAAUGGUUCCUGAUGAUAUUGAGAAGAAGAGGAUAAACUGGAUGAACACAUGUAAACCUUGGUCUAAAAUAUAUGAAGAAAACCAAAGAAAGCAAGCGACUAUAAAAAAAAGACCAAGGAAAAGUUCAGUUAGCAAGAUGCCUUCACUAAGUACACAGGAGAUACUUAAGAGUGGCCCUUGGAAUACUCUGCAGCAGGUCACAACGCUUACACUUGAAGAUUUGCCGGCUUGCAGCCUCUCAACAUUAUCCGAGUGCACAAAUCUUCAAGUUUUGACUCUGAGGCGCUGUGGACUAGCUGCGCUGGAAGGACUAAGUAGCUGCAAAGACCUGAAGUAUAUCAAUGUUGAGGAAAACAACAUUCAGAUAAUUGACUGUGAAAAUCUAGAAAAUCUCCAUGUUCUGAUUCUGAAUAAGAACCAUCUUUCAUCAGUUUGUGGCUUAGAUGGCUGUGUAAAUCUCCAAAAUCUUGAACUUUCCUACAAUAGAAUCACUCGAAUUGGUGGUCUGGAGUCACUGAAAAAUCUUCAGCAAUUAAUUGUGGACCAUAAUCAGUUAAUCAGCACAAAAGGUCUUUGUGAGGCACCUAGCCUUAUUCACCUAGACUGUUCUUUUAAUCAUCUCACACAAGUUGAAGGCAUUGAGAAUUGUGGCCUACUUCAAAUUCUAAAGUUGCAAGGCAAUAACCUCCAGGAGGUUCCAAGGCUGGAAAAUCAUGUUCUUCUAAGAGAAUUAUAUUUGGAUGACAAUAGCAUUUCUGCUAUGAGAAUGCUUUCUUUGUAUUGGUUGCCUCUAUUGCAGACUCUUUUGCUGUCUCAAAAUAGAUUAACUGAGCUUGUGCCUUUAAAUUCAUUUGUAUCUUUGGAAAAGCUGGAUAUCAAAAAUAACUGCUUGUCAGACCUUAAAGGUAUCAUUACAUGGUUAAGUGGCUGUCAUAAACUAAGGGAAUUGUCACUUAGUGGAAAUCCUCUUCUCCAAGAAAGGAAUUGGAGGCCUUCCUUGUGUAUGAUCCUUCCUAGUUUACAGUUUCUUGAUGGUGAAAUCUUAAACUAUCAAACUUUACCCACAACUGAAAGAAUCAAAGGAUCAGAAUUAAGAACUUUUCUGGAACUUUGUCAGGUUCAAAUUGAAGAAAAUGCUCUACUGAAAAAAAAGGCUGCUGAACUGGGAAUUGCCUCUUCUAUUGAUUCUGCACAGGGACAAUGCUGGUAUUUUAAUCAGGUGAUGAAACUUAGUAUUAAACAUCGAUAUGCACAUGAGUAUGGUGAACUAAACGGUACUGACAGAGAUGGACCAGAAGCACUGCAAAAGCAUUUAAAGCAAACGUCCACUGGCUGCCUACAGGAAAAUAACCUCUUUAUCAUGGGUGCGACAGAAAAUAAACAGGUCCUGUUGGAUCCUUCUGAAAGAUGGAUUACUACUGACCAUAUUCAGGCCACAUUCAUUAACUCCUCCAUACAUGUGCAACCAAAGGAAAAUAAAGAAGAUCAGAGAGUGAAGCAGAAGAGCACUGAAUCUUGUAUUAAUUACAGUGAGGAGAGCAAAGGCAACAAUAACAUGUCAGCCCAACUCACAUUGCAACAGUCAGUGAUAGUAGAAAGUAACAUGGGAAGAGAUCUUCAACGUUUUGAGAAUGAUACAGAAAGACUACAUAUGGCAGCAUCAGUGAUCCAGUCCCUUUGGCGGCGGUACCAUGCCAGGAGGAAAACUUACUGCGCUAAAACAGAGAAUCAUCAGUUUACAGAAGCCUGGAAACAGAAGCAUGAAGCUGCCACACGAAUCCAGGCAUUUUGGAAGGGUUUUCUUUUGAGAAAGAAACUGGCCAGUGCUCUUGCAGCUGUUAAAAGUGAUGAAGUGGAGGAUGACUUUGAAGAAAUAAAUGUGGAUGAUUUCAUUUUUUCUGAAGCUGCAUUAGAGAAGGAAUGGCUAACUCUAGAUUCCACCCGUUUCCCUUCAAAAACACUCCUGCUCUCAAACCAGCUGCACUGGCCAAAGUAUUCUAGGCCUUCAAAUUCCAGUGAACAUUCAAAUAGUUUGCCAUUGUCACCACAAGAUAUUUGGCAGUGUGUUAACAGACCACAUUUAUAUUCAGCAGAAAAUAUUCACUUUCACAGCAGAUCAAGAAACGGAACAAUGUCACAGCUCUCUGACUGGAAAGAAAAAAAGCCAUUUUCAUUCAUGUCUGAAAAAGAAGAGAAAAUUUCAGAAGAGUGGGGUUUUAAGGAUAUUUCUACUGCACAGCUGAUGCUGAAGAGGGCCCAUAAAAUGAAGCCCAAAAGAUACAGUAAUAAAAAAUUAGACCCAGCUGUGCGCCUGGCGUUGUUCAAAAACAAUGAAAAUAAACAUCUCCAUUCGAAACCACCAAGGAAGACACAGCCUAUAAAUGCUGGUUACUUUGAAGGUAAAAAAGAAGAAUUUUCUCAGCUGGAUACUACUUUAGAUGAGAAAUUCCAAAGGAGAAAAGACUUUACAUACCAAUGGCUUCAUACACAGCUUUUGGAUUAUGAAGCAGCCAGUUCCAAAAAUAUAAAGCGCGGUCGUUUUUUGCCUGAAUUAGAUCCUGUGGUACGUGACAGUAGACGAGUACAACUUGUGGCAAGCCCUGUAAGCAGAGAAGACACGGAUUUAGACCUUGUUUCCAUGGCCAGUGGAAGUGCUUUGACUGAGAACAGAGAAAAAAAUAAGCAGCCACACAGACACUCAGCAAGAUCUUCAAAAAAGAAUAUAUCUACUCCAGAAAAAUCUUGUCUGGGCCCAUCUCAUAAAGAACGGAUAUCAUUUCGAGACCAUCCAGUGCAGCUCAGCGGAGGAUGGGGAGCAGGCAAAAAAAGGCAAAAGCUUAAAAAUAUCAACUGAAUAUUGGAGAUAGUUUAACUAGUUGAUUUAAUCAAAUAUGGAGAGCAUAUGGAAAGCUGUUUCUUUUUAAGCCUGUGAAUAUCCAUUGUUGGAUUCAUAUUUAUUACCAAUAUAAAUAGUCUCAGUUAAUGACAUUUGACUUAUUUUAUUAUACAUGGUUACAGUGGUUUGGAGUUGGGUUUUUUUUGGUCAAAGUAUUUUAUACCUGUCAGUAAGUUAUCAUAGUUAGUGUUUUCAAUUGCUUAUAUGUUCAUGCGGUGUAGAAUGCAGAACUGAUUAACUCGAUAAGGGUUGUUAUAGGGUGAACAAGUUUAAGCUUGCUUAUAAGAACUGGUUGAGAUGUGCAAAUGUAAUAAUGGUUCAUGCUCAUGUGAUGUAUGUCACAUAUUAAAACAAUGAAUUCUCAUUUUCUCACAAAUAAAAUACGUGCUUGCGAACUAUAUUGUGAGCUGCAACAACCAGCGAUGCCAUUCUUAGAGAGGACUGUUUAGAAUAUUUUACCAAAGCGGCAAAAAUUCACAGCAACCUACAAAUACUGGAGAUGUACUUACCUUUCUUUAGUAAUAGAAGUCCUCUAGAGCUUUCAUCCUGAAUUAUGGUCAUAAUAUGACAAAGCAAUCUGUUACAGUUUUAUACUUUCAAGGACUUCUAACAUUUUCCUAGAGGGUUGAAGAAAAAAAAUCAAUUUACUAAGUUCUUAUUUUGUUCUGGUGUAAUGUAACGUUACAUCUACAUGACACUGCUAACCCAGCUUUAUUUGUUCAUGUAAGCCAGCCUCCUUCAGACCCAUGUGUAAAAGUUUUGCAGUGCAAAGAGAUCUAGAGAAAGAGAAGAAACACUAUUUCAGCUAUUCACGGGUACCUAGCUCAUUACUUCUAGUGAAUGUUUUGUCCAUCAACACACAGGACAGAAAAUGUUCCUUGAUUUCAAAGCCUAACAUUAUUUAAAAGUUUUCCAAAUUGAGGGUAGAAGUUGCGAAUUGGAUCUAGAGAAGUCUCUCUUAGGUAUUUCCUCAUCUUUUUUGUCCAAUAUUGUGAAGCCUCAACCCCCUACUGACUGUGAGAGAAGUGGGGAGGGUAAUGGGGCUUGAAACUUCAGUCAAUAAAGAACAUAAAUUCGUAUGUUGUGGCUGUUUUUAAAAUGUACUUAAACUACAUAUGACUUCUUUUUUUGAGGUGCUUUAUGUGCUAACAUACAUGUAUGACUAUGGGUUGAAAGCAGUUAUCUCCAUUUUUGUCAAUACUCACAUUCAUUUUCAGAUUAAAAAAUGGCUGAUCUCACGGAAAACCUCCAUUUAUUUAACCUUGCUCAUUUGAAUCCAUGUGCUGUUUGUGUUAUAAUUUUACUUUUCAAAAGUCAGAGAAGAUUUCUUUUACCUUUCUGAGGAAUAAUGACCAGUGAAAGUUACUUGGCCUGACUAUAGAAAUGCUGUGGUUGUCAGCAGGUUAUAAAAUAUCAUUAGAUGCUGAAGUUAUCAGUUAAUUUCCCAAUGUAUGUAGUAAGUGUUAAACUGAAUUUCCGGAUCUGCUGUAUAAUGACUUAAAUGUCCCCCCCAAAGACAGGAGCUUCUGUAGUUUCAAUUGUAUCUUGAAGGAUACAGGUUUUGUGGGAAAACCUUUGUUCAAAAUAUGUGGCACUGUGGCCAGUAAACAGAUGUGCCACUCUUACAGGUGUUAACUGGAAAUCAAAAUGCUAAAUGAAGCUUAUUCACUCCGUUUGUCUAGAGUGUCCAGAAUAUACUGCACAUGACCA